This is a messenger RNA of Drosophila grimshawi, 1628 nucleotides long. It is a transcript of the gene Arpc1, whose product is annotated as actin-related protein 2/3 complex subunit 1A-B. Gene Ontology annotation, biological process: Arp2/3 complex-mediated actin nucleation. Gene Ontology annotation, cellular component: actin cytoskeleton; Arp2/3 protein complex. The record is from RefSeq and is a predicted model, not a curated record. NCBI's taxonomy places the organism in Eukaryota, Metazoa, Arthropoda, Insecta, Diptera, Drosophilidae. Bases 248 to 1381 code for a protein of 377 amino acids. Gene Ontology annotation, molecular function: actin filament binding. The transcript has 3 exons.
UGACGCUACACAACACUAGCUGUCUUCGCCACCGAGAGGUCAACGCAGAGUCUUACUUAGCUCCAACGCUAGCUUAAUCGUGUAGACGGCCCAGAGUCCGCGAUUAAAACUAGAAUCAACUGAAUUAGCAGAGCACGCCGACAAACACUCCACAAACAACGCCCAACAUCAAAGAAUCAGGGACACUACUACGUGUGUGGUUCGAAUUUUGUGCUGCAUUUAAUUGAAUUGAAACACUCGCUUUGCAAUGGCCGAGAAACACACUUUUGGCAAUUCACUUGCAUCGAUCACGUGCCACGCCUGGAACAAGGAUCGUACGCAAAUCGCGUUAUCGCCGAAUAACCAUGAGAUUCAUAUCUACAGCCGCGAUGGCAGCGGCUGGAAAUUGGCCGAUGUGCUUAAUCAACACGAUUUGCGCGUCAUGGGCAUCGAUUGGGCGAAGAACACCAAUCGGAUUGUGAGCUGUGCGGCAGACAGGAAUGCCUACGUUUGGACGCAAGGCGACGAUGGCAAAUGGAAGCCCACAUUGGUGCUGUUGCGCAUCAAUCGGGCGGCGACAUGCGUUAAAUGGUCGCCUGCAGAGAAUAAGUUUGCAGUGGGCUCCGGCGCCCGCCUGAUAUCGGUCUGUUACUUUGAGUCGGAGAACGACUGGUGGGUGUCCAAGCACAUUAAGAAGCCCAUACGCUCCACGGUUACCUCGCUGGACUGGCAUCCGAACAAUGUGCUCUUGGUGGCUGGCUCCACGGACUACAAGGUGCGCGUUUUCUCUGCCUUCAUCAAGGACAUUGAGGAGCCGCCCUCGCCAACGCCUUGGGGCAAUCGUAAGAUCCUCGGCCAACUAAUGGCAGAGUUUCGCAACUCUCUCAACUCCGGCGGUGGUUGGAUUAAUAAUGUGAGCUUCUCCAGCGAUGGCAACAAGGUUUGCUGGGUAGGCCACGACAGCUGUGUGAGCAUUGCGGAUGCCACCAAUGGAAAUACGGUGAUACGCUGCCGCACCGGCUACUUACCGUUCCUCUCCUGCGAGUGGGUUUCACCCACAUCGAUUGUGGUGGCCGGCUACAGCUGUGUCCCUCUGCUGUAUAGCCUGAGUGCGGACAAUAAGCUCGUGCUGAGCGGCAAGCUGGACAAGUCACAGAAGCGUGAGGCUGGUGGCGUUACUGCCAUGCAUUUCUUCAGGUCCAUGGACUGCAAUAUGCGCACGGAGAACACCGAUGUCGUUGUGGAUUCCAUACAUCAAAAUGCCAUCACCAGCAUACGUUUGUAUGCCGGCGAUAAGGCCAGUGCCAGCAAGGUUUCCACAUCGGGCGUCGAUGGACAGCUGGUCAUCUGGAAUGUCGAACAGGAUGGCAUCAAUGGCGGCAUGAGCAAAAUGCAAAUCUAGGAUCCAAACAAAUUCUUGGAGCAUUAUUGUUUUCCCCCCUUUUUUGUAUGUUUUUCUGUGUGUGUGCGUGUGUCUCGCUCCUUGGGUUCCAAUGCGACCUGCAUUUGUAUAUUUUUUGUUACAAACAAAUUUGUAAUUUGCAGGCUAGGUGCACAGUAUUUGCCAAAAUGUUUUCGAAAAUCGCUUUUCCCCAAUUGUGUAUCGUAUGAAAGCUUUUUAUAUAUAUAUUAAUUUUUUAUGCAAAUAA